AUAAAACUUUACUCUCACGCACAAGAGAGCACACUUCUAGAGGCAUCGCGAGGGCACAAGGGUGCUUUGUUUAAAUCUGAUGAUUAAUUUUAGUCUUUGAAUCAGCCAAGAUCAAUUUAUCUGAGGAGACCACCUUCAGGAAGUCAAGAUGUUUGCUGUCCAUCUACUGUCUUUUUAUUUCUCAAAGCUGCAGGAGGAUCAGAUAAAGAAGGUCGACAGAUAUCUUUAUGCUAUGCGCCUAUCUGAUGAGCAGUUGGCGGACAUAUCUGCUCGCUUUUGCCUGCAGAUGGAGAAAGGACUGUCAAAUGAGAGCAAUGCAACAGCUGCAGUGAAGAUGCUUCCAACCCACGUUUAUGCAACGCCUGAUGGCUCAGAGAAGGGUGAGUUUCUGGCACUGGAUCUGGGUGGUUCAAAAUUCAAGGUACUACAGGUGAAGGUCUCAGAAAAUGGGAAGAGGACAGUACAGAUGGAGAGUGAAACCUUUCCCAUCCCUGAAGAGAUUGUUAAUGGGAGAGGAACAGAGCUUUUUGAGCAUGUGGCAGAAUCUUUGAAAACUUUUCUACAGAAGCACCACAUUAACCAGAAAAGCAAACCUCUCGGCUUCACCUUCUCUUUUCCCUGUGCACAGUCUAAAGUAGAUGAGGGCAUCUUAUUGUCAUGGUCAAAGAAUUUCAAGGCCAGAGGUGUUCAAGGGACCAACGUGGUGCAGUCAUUAAGGAAAGCCAUUAAGAAAGUUGGCGGAGUUGAUGUGAAUGUCCUGGCUAUGGUCAAUGACACAGUGGGGGCCAUGAUGACCUGUGGAUAUGAUGACCAGAACUGUGAGGUUGGAGUUAUUAUAGGUACUGGAACUAAUGCUUGUUACAUGGAGGAAUUGAGACACAUUGACCUGGUGGAAGGAGAUGAAGGCAGAAUGUGUAUUAAUACUGAAUGGGGGGCUUUUGGAGAUGAUGGUGUGCUUGAUGAUUUCAUCACAGAUUUUGACCGUGAAAUUGACGCCGCCUCAAUUAAUCCAGGAAAACAGCUCUUUGAAAAGAUGAUCAGUGGGCUGUACAUGGGUGAGCUUGUGAGACUUAUCCUGCUGAAGAUGGCCAAACAGGGUCUACUAUUUCAUGGCCAAGUCACUGAUGCUCUCCGAACCAAGGGGAAAUUUCAGACUAACCACAUCUGCUUGAUUGAACAGUAUAAAUGUGGACUGGAGAACACCAGGGAGAUCCUGAAAGAACUGGGACUGAAUCCCUCUGAUGAUGACUGCGUCGCUGUCCAGCAUGUGUGCACCAUUGUCUCCUUCAGGUCAGCUAAUCUGGUUGCUGCCACCUUGGCUGCCAUCCUCACACGGAUCAGAAAGAACAAGAAAUUGAAGACUCUUCGCACCACCGUAGGAAUGGAUGGAACAGUCUACAGAACACAUCCACAGUACCCCAAAAGGCUCCAUAAAGUGGUCCGACGUCUGGUAUCUGAUUGUCAUGUUCGUUUUGUGCUGUCUGAAAGUGGCAGUGCAAAAGGUGCAGCUAUGGUGACUGCAGUUGCUCAGCGAUUAGCUUCUCGACGUAAGGAGAUUGAUGAUACCCUGGCAGCCUUCGCCUUAAACUCCACACAGCUCCAGGAAGUGAAGGAGAAGAUGCGUGUUGAGUUGGAGAGAGGCUUGAGAAAAGAUUCCCAUCCUACUGCUUCUGUAAAAAUGUUGCCAACCUAUGUUAACAGGACUCCAGAUGGGACAGAGACAGGAAAGUUCCUUGCCUUGGAUCUCGGAGGAACCAAUUUCCGUGUGUUGGUGGUUAAGAUUCGUACUGGUUUGCGGAAAUCUGUCCGGAUGUACAACAAGAUUUAUGCCAUCCCACUGGAGAUCAUGCAGGGCACAGGAGAGGAGCUGUUUGACCACAUAGUUCAGUGUAUCUCUGAUUUCUUGGACUAUAUGGGGAUUAAGAACACUCGUUUGCCACUUGGCUUCACCUUCUCUUUCCCAUGCAGUCAGACGGGUAUUGAUAAGGGAGAUUUGGUCUGCUGGACAAAAGGCUUCAAAGCAACAGAUUGUGAGGGGUAUGACGUUGUGGAUAUGCUGAGAGAGGCCAUCAAAAGACGAAAUGAAUUUGACCUGGAUAUCGUUGCUAUAGUGAAUGACACAGUUGGCACAAUGAUGACAUGUGCAUACGAGGACCCUAAAUGUGAGAUUGGUCUUAUUGCUGGAACGGGCAGCAAUGUGUGUUACAUGGAGGAGAUGAAGAACAUUGAGUUUGUGGAAGGUGAUGAAGGGCAGAUGUGCGUGAACACAGAGUGGGGAGGUUUUGGGGAGAACGAUAAUAUUGAGGACAUCCGGACCAGAUAUGACAAAGAGGUGGACAUAGGAUCAUUGAAUGUGGGAAAACAAAGGUUUGAAAAGAUGACCAGCGGAAUGUAUUUGGGAGAGAUUGUAAGGCAGAUCCUGACUGACCUUACAAAACGUGGUCUUCUGUUUCGUGGUCACAUUACAGAGCCACUGAAGACCAGAGGCAUCUUUGAGACCAAGUUCCUCUCACAGAUUGAGAGUGACCGUUUAGCACUGCUGCAAGUGAGGUCCAUUCUGCAGCAUCUGGGCUUGGACAGCACAUGUGAUGACAGUAUUAUCGUGAAGGAAGUGUGUGGAGCCGUUUCUCGCCGGGCGGCCCAGCUCUGUGGAGCUGGAAUGGCUGCCAUUGUGGACAAAAUUCGGGAGAACCGUGGGCUGGAUCAUCUGGAGAUUACUGUUGGAGUUGAUGGCACCCUCUACAAGUUACAUCCCCACUUCUCCACAAUCUUAAUAGACACUGUCAGACAGCUUUCCCCCAAAUGUAAGGUGGCUUUUAUCCUGUCAGAGGAUGGCAGUGGGAAAGGUGCAGCCCUGAUCACAGCUGUAGCACGGCAGCAUAAAGAGAAACAAGAACUUUGCUAGACCCUCGGACUGCUUUUCUCAGAGUGCUGCAGAGGAUUUCUAGUAAAAAAAAUUAUAAUAUGCUGACAUUCAAGAAAUGUUUCUUGUUUUGAAGCUUUAUUCUUAUUAGUUUUUUGAUGUUGUUGUUGCAUAUUUCUGCAUUAGUGCAAAAAUUGGCAGAAAAGUGUACAAUUAUUAUUUUUUUUCUUUUUACUGUUGUUAUUAUUAUUAUUUGAUUUUGAAUGUCUUGAUAAGUGCAAUACAGAUUGCAUCAGUAUGAGCCUGAGUAUGCUCACUGUACUCUGUUUGCAGGUCUUUCUCUCAUUUGCUCUCCUUUUGUUCAGAAUCAGUGAGCAGUUUUGCAUGGGCAGUCAGAGAGAAUGGCUAACAGAGGCAAACUAAAGGGGUUGGUGACUGUGCAGUGGAAUGUCAUGACACUAUUUGGCAGUAGUGAUGCUCUUUGGUAGUGUAUAAUGAAGCUUGGUAACAAAGCACCCAUAUAAAACGAGAACUGCUAAACCCUUUUUUUUAUUUUUUUAAAAAAAGCAGUGAAUUUGAUUUUCCUCGAAUAAUAACAAAAAUAAAAUAAAAAUUCAGGAUACUUAAGAUUGUAGGAUUGUAAAUAUUAUCCUAAAAGAUUUUAUCUUGGACCUACUUAAAGAUGAUGUUAUUUUUUCAAUGUUAAAAACUUAAUCCUUUCCCAGUUUAUUCUUCAGAGAUUUUUCAUCUGUUGAUUUCCCCAAAAAGUGUGAACUAUGUGCUAUCAAAACAUUGCUCCAUUCAUAUGAGCAUCUUAGCCAGCCAGACACAGCAACAUUGGCUUAAAACAUUCUGUGCACUUUAGAGUUGGGCUAGUUAUUUUUUUCAACCAGUGGAAGACAGGGGGAAUAUUUGGGAAACCUAUUAUUAUAUUUAACCUAUAACUGUCAUUAUUUGUACAAUUCUGGCUCCAGUCACUGGCAAAGGAAUUAGACGCAUCAGUUUUAAAAGAUUUUCAGUAAAUACAUUUUUAGGACACUUAAACACCUUGUGAAUUGUUUUUCACCUUGCUGUUUAGGGCUUCCAUACUACAGGAAAGUAACAUCACAAAAGGUGUGAUUUGCAAUGCUAAGAAAAAGAGUUCCUUUCUAUGGAAACAUGGUUUAUCAUUAUUUCGUCUUAAAAUAUGCAUGACUGCUUUUCAAAGGGUGAUUUAAUAGAUGCAUCAGCACAUUUCUUUUUGUUUUUGCUAAUUUAAACUCCUAUUGGAUUAGACAAAGCAGUUAAACCAGGCCAGCUCUAUCACAAAUUCUCUCAGAGCAGGAAGGGAAUAGUUUACUCACUGUAAUCCCUCCUAAUGCUAGCAUCCCUGCAGAGGAAUAGUGUGCUGAAGCAACAGAGGACAGUAGCCAUGCUCACCAGCACGUCACUGUACCUACACAGUGCACACGCCAACA
Molecule: messenger RNA, 4320 nt
Organism: Xyrauchen texanus (razorback sucker)
Lineage: Eukaryota; Metazoa; Chordata; Actinopteri; Cypriniformes; Catostomidae
Gene: hkdc1
Product: hexokinase domain containing 1
Exons: 18
Coding region: 149-2905 (918 amino acids)
Biological process (GO): intracellular glucose homeostasis; glycolytic process; glucose 6-phosphate metabolic process
Cellular component (GO): cytosol; mitochondrion
Molecular function (GO): mannokinase activity; glucokinase activity; ATP binding
Source: RefSeq, a predicted model, not a curated record